Mesocricetus auratus (golden hamster) is the source of this 2348-nucleotide messenger RNA. Its product is annotated as gasdermin-A-like. Lineage: Eukaryota; Metazoa; Chordata; Mammalia; Rodentia; Cricetidae. Gene Ontology annotation, biological process: defense response to bacterium; pyroptotic inflammatory response. The transcript is spliced from 11 exons. Gene Ontology annotation, molecular function: phosphatidylinositol-4-phosphate binding; phosphatidylserine binding; phosphatidylinositol-4,5-bisphosphate binding. Bases 489 to 1904 code for a protein of 471 amino acids. The record is from RefSeq and is a predicted model, not a curated record.
CCCUGUCCCACCGCCUUGGGUCCUUCCUGGUCCCGCUCUCCUGGGCCCUAUGGCCUUAGACAUCUCUUAGCCUGCCUCCUCCCUGUGAACCCUGACUUGGGCUGACCCCUGACCCUUAGGCAUCCCCUCCCCUCCUGCCGCCCCACGGAGUGUGACCAUUGCCUGCAUCAGGGGUCCUGAUCCUAUUCCUCCUCUCUCUCUCCCGGGACCCAGGAGGGUGAUGCCGGAGGAGCCAGACAUUUUCACCUUACUGCUGCCACAGAAACAUUCAAAAUUAUCAUUUAAUACCGUUGUGCCCUAGGCUCAUCCUAAAGUCGACACCCAGCACAAAUGCAACAAGGCGGUGACUCCCGGAGCCUGCUGCAGUGGGGUGCUGGCUUCCACACCCAGUGCAGGGACCGCCAAACGCCAUUGGCGCUCAGAGAGGAAACUGGAGUCUCAUCCUAGAUCCUUCCGCACUGGAACCCGUGCAAGCACUGUGAAGGAGCAUGUCAUCCCUGUUCUUGAGGACCACGAAGAGCCUGGUGGGAGAGCUGGGCAGGAAGGGCGAGCUGGUACCCGUGGACAGCCUGAGCAGUUCGUCUCGCCUGCGCCCCUUCUGCUUGGUGAGGAAGAAACAUAGGCGUCACCUCUGGCCUUGGGACACCCCCCUGAUCCCCACAGACUUCUCCCUCCUGGACCUGCUGGAGCCUGGCUGCCCUGAGCCAGAGGUGAACCGCAGCAGUCCCAUCAACAUCUGGGAGAAGGUGGCAGGGGGGCUAAGCGGGGCUGUGAGCCUGAGCGCUGGGCUGCAGGGCCAGGUGGCUGGGAGCAGCAACUCUGCCUGCAUCUCUGCCUUGGCUGUGCAGACACUCUGGAUUUCCCCUGGCACCUGGGAGAUGCUGCUUGAGAAGAGGAAACUGAGGUCGCCGAGACCCCCCUUCCUCCAGGAACUACAGAGCCGGAAGGAGAGGGAGAGCCUGUACGUGGUGACCGAGGCUGUGGAGACGCUGCAAGAUGCCAUCCUUCAGAGCCAGGGCCAAAUGCUAGCAGCUGGGCAGCUGUCCCUCCUCCAGCUGGGCCACGUCCAGGUCCAGGUUCAGAGCCACAUGGACACAGAGAAAGUGCUGAGCAUCCCGCGGGGCAGUAUAUUGGCCUACAGGGUUCUGCAGCUGGCGGUGGAGGAAGAUGGCUGGGCUGUCCUCUACUUCCCAGAAGGAAAGCUCUGCAGGGGCACCAGAAGAGGCAUAGACUUCAGCCAGGACUCAGGGGAGAUUCACCUCCAGAGCUUGCAGGAGCAAGCGGAUGGCCAGUUGCAGGACCUGGCCACACUGUCCUCAGAGCUGCGGUUAACACUGCUGGGUGCCCUCCGGGAGCUGCUGCAAGACCGCCAGGCACUCCAGGAGCUGGAGGACACGCUGGAGCAGGCUCUGGACACUGGGUUGCUGGCACAGCUGGAGGGUCCUGGAGGCUUAGUCUUAAGCAUCCUCCAAGACUCCACAGGCAACCUGUCAUGCUCGAGAGGCGGGGCUAUCCUCUACAUUCUUGGAGCCCUAGCGGCACUGAGUGAGCCCCAGCUUCGCCUGUUGGCCCAGUCCAUAGAGAGACGAAUCCUAUCCCAGGAACUGGAGCUGGUGGCGAGCAUCCUGGAACGCAACUGUAAUCAGAUGGAGGAAACCACCCGUCCUCUCCCAACAGGAGGCCUCUGUGCUCUGAAGAGUGAGGAUGUAGUCCUCCUCCUAAACCUGGUGCAGAGCUGUGGGCUGGCGCUGGAGCAGCCCAGCGGCCAGCUCACCUGGGACCCCACAGUGGUGCCUCAGCUCUCUGCUCUCUAUGGGAGCCUCUCAGGGCUGCAGCUCCUGGCUGACCCAAGCCCUGGGCUUUCUAGGACAGUGCCUGAAGAGGGAGCAUUGAUCUGUCCCUAGGGUCUCAUGCAGCCUGACUCCGGGCAUCCUAAGAUGUCUCUGACCCUCUGGUGGCCUCAGCUGAUGGCAGGCUCCCACCAGGACUCGUUUCGGGCAUCCAAACACCCAUUCAGAACAAGGAAGACCAGGGCCACACCCUGGCCCGGGGUUCUUUCUGAGAGCAAUUCAGGCUGGCUGUAGAACAGUUUGGCUCUGUCCCCAGCUCGGCCACCACUCCCAGCUGUGUAUCUUACACAGCACAGUCCCCUGUGCCCAGGUGAAAUGAGCCCUUGUAAAGGAGAUUUGUGCUGGUUCCUAGAGCACACGACAGUGAGAACUUUCAAAGUUGUGCAUGGCAUGCUUACAGGAGUGCUGUUGUUGGGAGGGAGCAAUGGCUCAGAGGUUAAGAGCGCUGUUCUUCCAGGGGUCCUGAGUUCAAAUCCCAGCAACCACACAGUGGCUUAC